Molecule: messenger RNA, 1733 nt
Organism: Dermacentor andersoni
Lineage: Eukaryota; Metazoa; Arthropoda; Arachnida; Ixodida; Ixodidae
Product: cyclin-L1-like
Biological process (GO): regulation of transcription by RNA polymerase II
Molecular function (GO): cyclin-dependent protein serine/threonine kinase regulator activity
Source: RefSeq, a predicted model, not a curated record
GGUACCUGGCGGCCGUCGUCGGGAUGAUCAGCAGUGUGAAGAUGGCGGUUGUGAGUGCGCAAAAUAACGGGGACGGUGCUAAACCCAAGCACGGGAAAGUUAUUUUGUUAUUAGAGAACUGCAUAUUGCCGCCUGAGAGAUUGCUGUCAACUCCAUCAAACGCCGACGGACUGGAUAUCAACGCCGAAACGGACCUGAGGAUACUCGGAUGUGAACUCAUUCAAACGUCCGGGAAGCUUCUGCGGCUACCUCAGGUUGCAAUGGCGACUGGUCAAGUGCUAUUUCAUAGGUUCUAUUUUUCCAAGUCUUUCGUCCGUCAUAGCAUGGAGAUUGUGGCCAUGGCAUGCAUAACACUUGCGUCCAAAAUCGAAGAAGCCCCCAGGAGAAUUAGGGAUGUGGUCAACAUCUUCCAUCACAUCAAGCAAGUUAAAGGAGCAAAAACCAUACAACCACUGAUUCUAGACCAGAAUUACAUUAAUCUCAAGAACCAAGUCAUAAAGGCUGAGAGAAGGGUGCUGAAGGAGCUUGGCUUCUGUGUCCAUGUCAAGCACCCGCACAAGAUUAUUGUCACGUUAUUACAAGUGUUGGACUGUGAGAAGAAUAUGAAGUUGAUGCAGGCAGCAUGGAACUACAUGAACGACAGCCUGCGCACGGACAUUUUCGUUCGGUACAGUCCCGAGACAAUAGCCUGUGCCUGCAUUUACCUCAGCGCAAGAUUGCUACAGAUUCCGCUACCCAACCAGCCUCCGUGGUAUGCCGUCUUUAACGUUCAGGAGGAGGACAUCCAGGACACCUGCAGACGAGUUCUGGCCAUCUAUUGUAGAAAGCCCGAUUCGGAGGCCCUGGAGAAGAAGGUCGAAGAGCUGAAGAAGGCCCACCUGGAAGCCAAGCUGCGGGCCAAACUGGCCUCGGGGACCUUGACACCUACUCUUGGCAACGGCUCCAGCUUUUCACCUAGCUCUAGGAACAACUCGCCAAGGCAGUCGCCCACGCUAGACUCAUCGACCAAAAAGAAGGAGGAAACAAAACCCGCAGUUGAGCGAAGCCCCAGGGUGGACCGCACUGCCUCCAACCACAUUCCCGGAACGGGGACCAAGCGGAAAGCCAGCCCAUCAUCGCCGUCUCCUGUGCGUAGCCGCAAGGAGACUUCCCGCCAGGGACACUCGAGCUCGUCGAGCAGUGGCAGCAGCCCUCCUACCUUGGGAGCCCCUCUUGUUCGAGGGCGCACCCCACCCCGAAGCUACAAGGAUUCUGGCUCUGGACUGAGCUCUCCUGUUAGAUCCAAGCUUGAAGAUGGAAGGUCCAAAGACAGCUCCAACUCAAAGCGACACAGUUCUCACAAGCGCAAGAGGAGCAUCUCCUCGCGUUCCCGUAGCAGGUCGCCAUCCCACAGGCAUGGCAGCAAGAAGAGCUCAACCAGUAGCCACCGGUCAUCACGCCACAAAUCAUCGCCUUCUGGCCACAGCGAACACAACCACCGCCACCACCGCUCCUCGUCAUCUAAAAAAGAGCGCUCGAGAGAAGGCCGGAACCAUCGCACAGCCAUAACAGCCCGGAGGUGAAAGGAGGCCCCAGUGAGAGAUCAAGACACUUCAUCUGUAAAUAACAUCGCAGUGGGAAAAAGCAUCAGCCUGGAUGAGAGAGUGAAUGUGUAUGCGAAUGCUAUGUGUAUAUAAAAUGUAUAGAAAGAAAUGUGUACAAAGAAAAAAUGAAGAGCAUUUUCGUACAACAAA